Messenger RNA from Camellia sinensis, 2493 nucleotides. Its product is annotated as quillaic acid 3-O-glycosyltransferase CSL1. NCBI's taxonomy places the organism in Eukaryota, Viridiplantae, Streptophyta, Magnoliopsida, Ericales, Theaceae. Gene Ontology annotation, biological process: cellulose biosynthetic process. The record is from RefSeq and is a predicted model, not a curated record. Gene Ontology annotation, cellular component: membrane. Gene Ontology annotation, molecular function: cellulose synthase (UDP-forming) activity.
GACCGUUGCGACCACAGUGAGAGACUGAGAGAAAACAGAGCAGCUAGAGAGAGAGAGAGAGAGAGAGAGAGAGAGAAUGAAGAGAGAGAGAGAUCCAUCAAAGGUUCUCCAUAGCUAUACAACUCCACAACCUUCCACCAACAUAAACAGAAUACACACGGUAUUCCACAGCGUCGCCGUCUUAGGCUUAUUCAACUACCGCCUCACGCGCCUCUUCUCCGGCGACGCGCAGCCGCUACUUCCAUGGAUUCUAAUGACAUUCGCGGAGCUUCUCCUGGCCAUCACAUGGCUCGUCCAACAAGCCUUCCGGUUGCGCCCCCUCAUCAGAGAAGUUCAUCCCGAGAACAUCACCAUCCCCGAUUCAGACCUUCCUAUGGUGGAUGUGUACAUAGUGACUGUCGAUCCGUCAAAGGAGCCGAUAGAGGAUGUGAUGAACACAGUGAUAUCGGCGUUGGCGCUGGAUUAUCCGGUGGAGAAGCUGGCCGUGUACUUGUCGGACGACGGAGGGGUUCCGUUGACGCUGUUUGCGGUUCGAGAAGCUUGUGCGUUUGCCAAGCAUUGGGUACCGUUUUGUAGGAAGUACAGGCUUAAGAACAUUUGUCCUAAAGCUUUCUUCUCCAGAAUGGCUGAUGAUGAACGUCUUCUUCGAUCAAAUUCUUCCGAGUUCAAGACCGAUGAACAACAAAUGAAGUCGCUAUAUGAACAAUUCAAGAAGAAUGUGGAAAAAGCUCGUGAACAGGGGGAAAUAAAAGAUACUAUUGUGCCAGAUCGACCCCCUUACAUCGAGAUAUUACAUGACAACAAUGACCAAGCGCAGUUACCUUUGCUUGUCUAUGUAUCUCGAGAAAGACGACCAUCAUACCCUCAUCGAUACAAGGGUGGAGCCCUCAAUGCACUUCUUCGAGUAUCCGGAUUAAUGAGCAAUGCCCCCUACAUGAUGGUGUUAGAUUGUGAUAUGUUCUGCAAUGAAGCAACCUCGGCCCGUCAAGCAAUGUGUUUUCAUCUUGACCCAAAGAUGUCUCAAACUUUUGCUUUUGUGCAAUACCCUCAAACUUUUUACAAUAUAGGCAAGGAUGAUAUCUACGACGCCCAAGGAAGAACAACAUACAAGUCACAAUGGCAUGGCAUGGAUGGCCUAAGAGGUCCGUUGUUGUCUGGAACUGGCUAUUACAUGAAGAAAAAGGCACUAUUUGGAACUCCCAAUAAAAACUGCAUGUCUAGUAUUAUUGGAGAAGAGACUGAUGGACACUCAAUCUCAUACAAUGCCAAGUUAGAGAAGGCUAGGGUUUUGGCCUCAUGCACCUUUGAACAAAACACAAAUUGGGGAAAAGAGAUCGGUUUCUCUUACGCUUCUUUGUUGGAGAGCUCGUUCACGGGGUAUCUUUUGCAUUGUAGAGGGUGGACUUCUGUCUACUACUAUCCAAAAAGACCAGCAUUCUUGGGUUGUGCCCCAACUGAUUUGAAGGACCUCUCAUCUCAGCUCCUGAAAUGGGUUUCUGGAUUGUUACAAGUCGGGCUUUCGAGAUUCAACCCGGUCACAUAUGGGAUGUCAAGGAUGCCUAUUUUACAGUGCAUGUGCUACUGCUACUUCAUGUAUAUCCCUCUUUACUGCCCCGCUCUGCUAUUAUAUGGCACUGUUCCUCUGUUGUGCUUUUUCAGCGGCAUACCCUUGUUCCCCAAGGUUACAAGCCCUUGGUUCUGGUUAUUUGCAACCAUUUUCGCCUCCUCUAUCUUUGAGCAAUUAUAUGAGGUCCUCAGCACCGGUGGAUCACUAAAGAUAUGUUGGAAUGAAUAUAGAAUAUGGAUGAUACAGUCUGUCACAGCUCUACUGUUUGGAUGCAUUGACGCCGUAACCAAUUUACUGGGAUUAGGGAAAGGAGGUUUUAGGCUGUCGAAUAAAGCAGUCGACAAAGAGAAGGUCAAGAGAUACGAGAAGGGUAAAUUUAACUUUGAAGGGGCUGGGAAGUUCGUGAUCCCCUUGGCAAUACUAAUCAUACUCAAUGCUGUGUGUUUCAUUGGCGGAGUCAAAAGAAUGAUUUCGGAAUGGAAAUUCGAAGAGAUGUGUGGGCAGUUUUUACUUUCAUCGUUUCUCUUAUAUGUUAGUUAUUCACUUAUUGAAGGGAUAAUAGCGAUGAGGAAGCAAUAGAUAGAGGAGGCAAUGAAAGCUUUGAGCUCUUUCAACAUUAAUUUGUGUUGGGACUAGUUUUUGAAACCCUAUUUCUUUAGUGACCACAUUUCAAAGUGGAAACUUAGGAUAUGUUUGUUUGGACGGAUUAAAUAAUAGAGAGAUUGGAAUCCAUUGAAUUGUAAUCCUAGAUUCAUAAUCCUGGGACUAUUUGGUUGGAUAGGAUAUAUAUCCCAUGUUUGUUUAGUUAUGGGAUUAAGGCCAUGUUUGUUUGGAUGGACUGGAUUAGCAUUCUCAUGACUAAUAGUUCUAGGACUACGAAUCUAUUAGAUUAUGUAUCCUAUCUUAACUAAUAGUCAAGUUUAAAA